GUACCACCGCACAGCAUUGUGGCCGCGUCUGCCCUUCACGUUCGUCCAUAUCCUGUGAGGCUCCAACUCCUAGGCACUGCAAUCAUGGCUCUGCUGAAGUCUAACAAGGUUAUCUUCUGCCUGGGGAAUAUUUCUCCAUCUCUGGGAGUGUUGUCUACUCGCAAUAGCUCAUGGUGGGGUGGAGUGCAGAUGGGGCCCCCUGAUCCCAUUCUCGGGGUGACAGAAGCCUUCAAGAGGGACACCAACCCGAAGAAGAUGAACCUUGGAGUAGGAGCCUACAGGGAUGACCAGGGAAAGCCCUUUGUGCUCAGCUGUGUUCGCAAGGCCGAAUCUUUGAUUGCAGCCAAACAGCUGGAUAAGGAGUACCUUGCCAUUGGGGGUCUGGGUGAAUUCACCAAAGCCUGUGCCCAGCUGGCUCUUGGAGCAGACAGUGAGGUUUUAAAAAGCGGCAGGAGCAUCACUGUUCAAACCAUCUCAGGCACAGGAUCUUUGCGCAUAGGAGGCAACUUUUUGGCUAGAUUCCACGCAGGUCCACAUGACGUGUAUCUGCCAAAGCCAUCCUGGGGAAACCAUACACCCAUCUUCAGAGAUGCUGGCAUGCAACUCAAAGCAUACCGCUACUAUGACCCUUCCACCUGUGGCUUUGACUUCAACGGAGCUCUUGGGGAUAUUUCUAAAAUCCCAGAGAAGAGUGUGAUUCUGUUGCACGCAUGCGCCCAUAACCCCACCGGCGUGGACCCCAGGCCUGAGCAGUGGAAGGAGAUUGCGCAAGUUGUGAAGAAGAGAAACCUGCUGCCAUUCUUCGACAUGGCCUACCAGGGCUUUGCAAGUGGCGACAUUGAUCGCGACGCCUGGGCUGUGCGGUACUUCAUCGAACAGGGACACAACAUCGUCCUGUCACAGUCCUUUGCCAAGAACAUGGGACUCUAUGGUGAGCGCGUGGGAGGCUUCACUGUAGUCUGCAGCGACGCAGAAGAAGCAAAGAGGGUGGAGUCCCAAAUCAAGAUUCUCAUCAGACCCAUUUACUCCAACCCACCAGUGAAUGGGGCCAGAAUCGCUUCCACGAUUUUGAACACUCCAGAACUUUACUCAGUCUGGCUGAAGGAGGUGGAUUCUAUGGCCAAACGCAUCAUUACAAUGAGGGAGCAGCUGGUGGAAGGUUUGAAAAAACACGGAUCUUCUCACAAUUGGCAGCACGUCAUCGACCAGAUUGGGAUGUUCUGCUUCACAGGCCUAAAGCCUGAGCAGGUUGAGAGGCUGACUAAGGAGUUUUCUGUGUACAUGACCAAGGACGGUAGAAUUUCCAUGGCAGGCGUGACCUCUGGGAAUGUGGGAUACCUCGCAGAGGCAAUCCACGCAGUCACCAAGUAGACUGUUUUCUGUUUGGAGAGCGACAGAAUCAAAGCUGCAGAGUUGAAGAGGAGCUUUUAUGCAUCACUUCUCCAGCCCACCUUUAGAGAAGAGCUCAUUGUUUAGUAAUACAUUCUCGUAUGGAUUUCAUGAUUUCAUCGUGGAACGGUUGCUGUUUUUCCAAUUACCUGUUCAGAACUUUCCUGUCAACAUUCUCCCCUGCUUAGCAAUGACAUAUUUCUUUCUGGAGUAGAUGUCACAUUUAUUUAUUAAUUGGGAUUAAUUGUCGUACCAUUUGGUUUUUCUGAUUGUUACCUUCUCUGCUGUGAGCCCUGUCAUCAUGUAACACCCAGAAAUAAAAUCACUGGGCAAAGGCUUGCUGGCUUUAUGUGUCAGGAAAAAUGCCUGUUACUCUGUCAAAUCCUGUAGGAUUCUUUUUUCUUCUUUUUUUGUUGAAAUGGUGGUGGUGCAGCACUUUAUGUUUUAUGGCACUAUUUGAUCUUGUCACUGGGCUUGGCUGUCUAAACAGGCAUUCAUCAGGUUAUCAGUUUGCUUUAAUUUCAUCAGCCCUUCGGUAGUUUCUGGCUCCAUGUAAGGAAAACCUCGCAUGUUCCUUUUUUUCUGUCUAUCUGUUUAAGCUCCCCAUUCAAACAGGAAAGAGUUAAGUGUAAAGAAUAGAUUCAAAUUCUGUGUGGAUAUAUUUUUUUUUUUUAUCAAAGUUGGCAUAUAUUGCCACCUUUUCACAUGUUGACAGUGAAAGCUCAAACCUGUAAUAUUGAUGAUUGGAGUUCCCUUUUUGGGGGGUUAACAGUGGGAUUUAAACAAAAUAUUAACCUAUUGCUGAAGUUCACCUCCAUUGUCUGCUUAUAAAUGGUCAUUUGUCAUAAACCCGAAAAAGAACAAUAAACUGUAAUGGAAUGAGUA
Molecule: messenger RNA, 2274 nt
Organism: Oryzias latipes (Japanese medaka)
Lineage: Eukaryota; Metazoa; Chordata; Actinopteri; Beloniformes; Adrianichthyidae
Gene: got2b
Product: glutamic-oxaloacetic transaminase 2b, mitochondrial
Biological process (GO): L-aspartate catabolic process; biosynthetic process
Cellular component (GO): mitochondrion
Molecular function (GO): L-aspartate:2-oxoglutarate transaminase activity; pyridoxal phosphate binding
Source: RefSeq, a predicted model, not a curated record